AUGGCCCUAAGUAAUAUGCCUUUCACCGGACUCUACGACGAGAGGGGUACGGCUUGCCCGGCUUCACUUAUCCAUUGUUCUGUUGAGGUGUCAAUACAUGGACUUCGAAACCUUGUAUCCCUGGGGUUCUUGUUCCAGAAUACAUCCCGGAACGACUUUGCAGAUGCGGUGUUCCAUUGUCGUCUCGCCGAAGACUCUUCUGUAACUUUCAUCGAUUGUAGUGUCGAAAAGUGUACCGACAAAUUGAUAUCGGGGGAUCCCGAAGAGCGACUCGAGCCUAGAAAAUGUUCGAAUAUAUUACAUUUCGGCUCGUUCUUCCAGUGUAACGUUGGGCGUGUGGAGGCUGGAAAGGACGCGGUCAUAUUUAUUCGCUACAUUUAUGAAACAGUUGUCGAAGAAAACGCUGUCCACCUCUCCGUUCCUCUUCCUUCGUCCCUAAAGGGGGGAAUGGUGACAAGAGCUCAUGAGAUGUAUCCAGUGGAAAACGCAGCGAUAUUUUCAUUCAACGUUGAGUCGGCUAUGCCUGGCCAGAUCCUGGAUGUGCGUUCCGAUUCACACUCGAUAAGCACGGAUAUCGAAUUAAAUACAGCGACUAUCGAAGUUAAUGAGCCAGUUGUUCCAGGAAACGACGAUUUCCAGCUCACCUUCUUUACCGAGAAUUUCUCAGAUAACGAUUCUGAAUCGGAGGGAGGGUUUACAGAUUUUAGCGAGUGUUUCCAGAAUGAUGGGACAGAUGUAUCGGAGUGUCACACCCCGAGUUACCAGGACUACGAAUCUCGGAGCUGCACGACAGGAAUAACAUGGUGUGACGUUGAAGACGACGACGAUGAUGAUCACUUUGCGGGGCGGUCGUUCCUUUUUACCGAAAGCGAUAAUGGAAGUAAUUACGGUGAUCAGGAGGAUGAAGACAUGGAGGAAGGCGAGGUGUAUGGGGCCGAAGGAACUCAUGUGUACAGGUAUGGAGAGGAGGACGGGGCCGACAACGAAGGGGGAGGGGGGGAGGGGGAGGGGGAGGGAGAGGAGAUCUUCUACGACUGCUUAGAGAGCGUUCCGUCGAUGGAGUUAGUUGCAGACUGGACAAGAAUUCGAGAUUCUAUGGAUUCCUAUGUAUCCUCUCGGUUUACCUGGUACGACGACUCGGAUCCCGAGGACUCAAACGAAGUCUUUUACUCUGAAGGGGAACUUUCGGAUGGACCUCAUACACCUCGUUUAACCGUUGGAACCUUCUACGAUUCCUCUGUGGAGACCGCCCAAGCCGUAUCACCAACCCGGGCAGCUGUCGUUAACAUCCCCCGACGAGCUUCAGCAACCUCAUCCUCAACCAAAUCAAUGCUUCUAACACCCCCAUCAACACCACAAUAUUCUCCGCACAAUACCUCGCCCUUCAAGCUGCAACAGAGACAGCUAGCACCAGUAGAUCCCCGCACUCUCGUCUAUGAACUCGAUGAUCAGCUCCGAAACUCGUCGAGUAUGUUUCUAGAGCUCAAUGAGUCCUUCUCCAGGACAAUAGGCAUUCCACUUUCGACCCUUCAGCAACACGAACAAUCCAUCAUGCUCCCAGACAUCCGCAAAUGGGCCCGCAACGGCAUCUGGGCCAGCUUAAUUGCACUCCAAUACCUCGAAUUCAGCGGCUGCAGAGAGCUAGCCGCAAAAGAUCCAGACUUUGCUGAAGACUACGGGUUUUUACGAUUCUCGCUAAAUGGGCCCCUGCUGCGUACUGAGGAUUGGGUACAAUCCAGGACUGAGGAACUGGCCUUAUCGGACUUGAGCAAAGUUGCUCGAGAGCUGUUUUCGCAAUAA
Messenger RNA from Morchella importuna, 1800 nucleotides. RefSeq lists its product as uncharacterized. Lineage: Eukaryota; Fungi; Ascomycota; Pezizomycetes; Pezizales; Morchellaceae. The record is from RefSeq and is a predicted model, not a curated record. The coding region runs from base 1 to 1800 and encodes 599 amino acids. The transcript is spliced from 4 exons.